Molecule: messenger RNA, 2492 nt
Organism: Punica granatum (pomegranate)
Lineage: Eukaryota; Viridiplantae; Streptophyta; Magnoliopsida; Myrtales; Lythraceae
Source: RefSeq, a predicted model, not a curated record
UUUUAGCUUUCACUAUUAUACUCCUUUUCCUCAUGGUAUUGUUCCAUUCCACUUUCACGUCCAACUGGCCCUUCCCAGAAUUCUUUCACCCCCUUCCCUUUUACCACCUUGUCAAAUGCUUCGUGGGCUCCACAACUCAAAUCCAACUUGAUUUUCAUGGGGUGAUCAUGGUUGUGAUUGUUGUAUUAUAUGCAAAUCUUUUUCCCUCCACCCUCCACAUCAUUGAUCCUCUCCACUGCUUCAUCACCUUCAUACUGUCUUCCGGGUUUGAUAAGCUAUGGUUGAAUCAGAGUUAUUGAGGAGAGGCAAUAUGUUACGAGCCAAAAUGAUGGGAAACUUCCACGGUCAUAGGAUUCAUCUUAAUCUGAUUACUUCCUGGCUCAUCAUUCUCGUGUUCUUGAGCUAUUCAUCCAAUGCACCUGAUGUCGAAGGUGAAGCUUUGGUCGAUUUCCUGAGGGUCCUUAAUGAUUCCAAUCAUCUUAUUAACGAUUGGAACGAUAACUUUGUGAGCCCGUGCUUUAGUUGGUCCCAUGUCACCUGCAGAGAUGGGAUUAAUGUUGUAGCCCUGGCCCUGGAAUCGAAAGGAUUUUCAGGAACGCUUUCUCCUGCAAUCACCAAAUUAAAGUACCUAGUCAGCUUGGAAUUGCAGAACAAUGAUCUAACAGGUGAACUACCUGAUUUUCUCGGAACUAUGGAGCAGUUAGAAGUUCUGAAUCUCGCGAAUAAUAAGUUCAGUGGCACUAUACCAUCUUCGUGGGGUCGACUGUCCAAUUUAAGGCAUCUUAUACUGAGUGGAAAUCACCUAUCUGGGUCCAUUCCCGACACAAUAGCGAACAUUACAGUACUGAAAGAAUUGGACCUUUCAUCCAAUGACUUGACGGGAAGAGUUCCAAGCGCACUCUUUUCAUUGGCAAUUUUCAAUUUCACAGGAACUCAUGUUCUAUGUGGCUCAAACUUGACUCAACCUUGUGUAUCGAAAUCACCAGUUCCAGCAGUGUCAUCAAAGAAGCUGAAACUUGGGGUCAUAACUGGUGUAAGUUGCGGUGUUUUCGUUCUGUUGACUGGGGCUCUCUUAGGGUACCGAUUCCUCCAGUUUCACAAACAGAAUUGCGAUGUGUUCGUUGACGUUGCAGGCGAUGAUGUUGGGAAAAUCUCUUUUUCCCAAGUGAGAAGAUUCUCAUGGCGGGAAAUACAACUUGCUACCGACAAUUUCAGUGAGAGCAACAUAAUUGGGCAGGGUGGCUUUGGCAAGGUUUACAGGGGUGUCCUUUCAGACAACACAAUGAUCGCUGUCAAACGACUAACUGACUACUACAGUCCUGGGGGGGAAGCCGCCUUCUGUAGGGAAGUAGAACUCAUUAGCGUUGCUGUUCACAAGAACCUCCUUCGACUGAUUGGAUUCUGUACAACCUUUUCGGAGCGAAUGCUGAUAUACCCGUAUAUGAAGAACCUUAGUGUCGCAUACCACUUGAGAGAUCUGAAACCUGGGGAGAAGGGCUUGGAUUGGCCAACAAGGAAACGCAUAGCAUUCUGUGCAGCUUGCGGAUUGGAGUACCUGCACGAGCAUUGUAACCCCAAGAUUAUACAUCGGGAUCUAAAGGCCGCUAACAUCCUCCUGGAUGAUAAUUUCGAGCCUGUCGUUGGCGACUUCGGGCUAGCAAAGAUCGUCGAUGCAAAGCUCACUCAUGUCACCACGCAAGUAAGAGGCACCAUGGGCCACAUUGCGCCAGAGUAUCUGUCUACAGGUAAAUCAUCAGAAAAGACCGAUGUCUUUGGCUAUGGCAUAACACUUCUCGAACUUGUGACUGGUCAGCGGGCUAUCGACUUCUCCCGGCUCGAGGAGGAGGAGGAUGUUCUGUUGCUUGACCAUAUCAAGAAGCUGUUGAGAGAAGACAGGCUCAAAGAUAUAGUGGACCAGAACCUGGCGGUGUACGACCUCAAAGAAGUUGAGACCAUCGUGCAGGUUGCAUUUCUCUGCACCCAGAGCUCGCCUGAUGAACGGCCAAGUAUGACGGAUGUGGUCAACAUGCUGCAAGGAGUCGGUUUGUCAGAGAGAUGGGCGCAGUGGGAGCAGCAUGAGGAAGAAAGGAAUAAGCAGUACUCAUACAUGUCUCACCAUUUUGCCUGGGUCGAAGAGACCACGCAGCUCGAAGCAAUACAGCUAUCCAAGGCCAGAUAACAGGGCUCUAGUAAUACGACUCGCCUGGAAUUUUGGAGACAGACUGUUUGAAUCAGGAACAGCUUUGGAUUGCGAUGUUCGAUAUCGCCUAAUAUACUAGGUAGUGAAAAAAAAAAAAAGAAUGAGAUGUUCACCAAAGGAAAAAAAAAAAAAGAACGAGAAGAAGAAACAGACUAACCGAGUCUUGCGUAGGCAUCAUCAUAUUAUGUUUCAGUGACAUGAAAUAUGUACAUAUACUGGGUGUUUUUGUGGCAUAUCUCUCAUUUUGCUGCUUCUGUUUUCCAUCUCGUGUAAUGAAAAGGCAGUUUCUCAA